Molecule: messenger RNA, 4797 nt
Organism: Pungitius pungitius (ninespine stickleback)
Lineage: Eukaryota; Metazoa; Chordata; Actinopteri; Perciformes; Gasterosteidae
Exons: 8
Coding region: 175-4119 (1314 amino acids)
Molecular function (GO): GTP binding
Source: RefSeq, a predicted model, not a curated record
GGGCUUUGCUCCUUCUUUCCUGCAUAUUUUUUACUUUCUCUUUCCAGCUGUACUGCAGUGAGCUGACAAGCGCUGCAAACGUACCGUAUGAUGACAGCUGUCCAGCUCAGGACGUCUUUAUGAAGAUGAGUAAUGAUCAAUAAGAAAGCGGUUUGAGCGGUUUGAGCGGAGCACAUGAUGGCGUCUGCUUCACCAGGUGAUCUUCAGCCUGUGAAGCGGAGCCAGAGUUUUGAAUUGCUUCCACCAAACCUGUCUGAGCUGAGGGUCGUUCUGCUGGGGAACAGCUGGUCUCAGAGGAGCUCAGUGGGGAACUUCAUCCUGAGAGAGAAGCACUUCAACACUGAAGAAGAACCAGACUGCUGUCUGAGAGCCUCAGGAGGAUUCAAGCAGAAGCAGAUAGUUCUGAUCAACACUCCAGACCUGCUGCAGCCCAACAUCUCUGAAGACAAGCUGACUCAACAUGUAGAACACUGUAGGAGUCUCUGUGGUCCUGGACCUCAUGUGUUCCUGCUGGUUCUACAGCCUGAAGACUUCACUGAGGAACUCAAAGAGAAGCUCUGCAGGGUCCUGAAACUCUUCAGUGAUCAAUCAUUGGAUCAUUCAUUUAUCCUGAUAUCACCUAGAGAGGAGACUUCAGGCUUCAACCAGCCCUUAGAAGACAUGAUCCAGAUGAGUCAAUACAGAUAUUUGUGGCAGAAGAACCUCAGACGUCCAGAACUGUUCACACGUUUUACUCAAAUUGUAAAAGAGAACAAAGGAGAGCAUGUUAGCCACGAUGUUUAUGAGGAUGCAACUGAACAACCAGAUCAAUGUCCAGCUUCUCACACAGAUGCUGCUGGGCUGCGUGGAGCUAAAACCAGUCCAAAACCGUCCCUCCCAGAGAAAACAUCAGAAACGCCCACUUCUGGAUUCAGGAUUGUUCUGCUGGGCAAAAGUGAAAAUAAAAAGACAAAACUAGGUCACUUCAUCAUCAAGAAACCUUUACCAAACCUCAAAAACAAACAAAGUGUGGCCACAUGUGGCAAAUGGAACAAAAAACCAGUAACAGUAGUGAAAACCCCAAACAUCUUCGAUUUGUCCAUGGAGAUGCUAAAAAGAGAAGUGAAGCACUGUGUGACUCUUUGUUCACCAGGACCAAACGUUCUGCUGCUGUUAGUGAAGCCUUCUGACUUCACUGAGGAGAACAGGGAGACACUGAAGUUCUUCCUAAGUUUUCUUCAUCCAGAUGCCUUCAAACUCUCAAUGGUCGUCUUGACACAUGAUGAGGGUCAAAUGAGUGUCUCUGUUAAUGACCUCCUACAGGAUUGUGGAGGAAGACACUACAGCAUGUCUGAAGAUGACCAUAAAUCAUUAAUGGAGAAGAUGGAGAACAUUGUGAGUGAAAACACAGGAACCUUCCCCACCUUCACUGAAGAGAUGAAACCGUCUCUGAACCUGGUUCUGUGUGGGAGGACAGGAGCAGGGAAGACCUCAGCAGCCAAGGCCAUUUUAGGUCAGACGGAGCUUCAUUCAGUCUCCAACUCCUCAGAGAGCGUGAAACAUCAGGGAGAGGUGUGUGGACGUCGGGUCUCUGUGGUGGAGCUGCCGGCCUUGUAUGGAAGACCCCAGAAGGCUGUGAUGGAGAAAUCACUCAGGUGUGUCUCCCUCUGUGGUCCUGAGGGCGUCCACGUCUUCCUUCAUGUCCUACCUGUGGGUCCCCUCACUGAUGAAGACAAGGAAGAGUUAGAGACCAUCCAGAACACGUUCAGCUCUCCAGUCCAUGACUUCACCAUGAUUCUGUUCACUGUGGAGUCAGAUCCUAAAGAUCCAGCUGUUGUUGUCUUCAUAAACAAAACAAAGGAGAUCCAGGAGCUCUGUCAGAGGUCUGGAAGAAGAUCUUUUGUUCUCAACAUCAAGGACCAGCAGCAGAUCCCAGAGCUGUUGGACUCUGUGGAAAAGAUGAGGCCAUUUAUGGACAGACCAAACAGCUACACGACAGAAAUAUUUGCACAGGCUCAAAUAGAAAAGAUCAGCUCACUACAAGCAGAGCUGGAGGACAAGAGAAGAACAAGUGAGGUGACCUAUGUUGGAGACAAGCAGAGCGCGGAGUGUCUCAGGAUCGUGCUGAUAGGAAAGACUGGCAGUGGAAAGAGUUCCUCAGGAAACACCAUCCUCGGAAGGAAGGAGUUUGUAUCCAAAUCAAGCCAGAAAUCUGUCACCAGACGUUGUCAUAAAGCAGAAGGUGAAGUGGAUGGACGUCGUGUCGCUGUGGUCGACACUCCUGGUCUGUUUGACACGACUUUGUCCAACGAGGAGGUUAAUGAGGAGAUGGUGAAAUGCAUCGGUCUUCUGGCUCCUGGACCACAUGUCUUCCUGCUGGUUUUACAAAUUAGUAGAUUGACAGAAGAGGAAAAGGAGACCAUAGAACUCAUCAAGGAAAGCUUUGGGAAAAAUGCUGAAAAGUUCAUCAUCAUCCUUUUCACCAGAGGAGAUGAUUUAAAGCGUGAACAGAAGUCCAUUGAUGAGUACAUUAGAGAAGAUUGUGUGGAACCAUUCCAGAGAAUGAUUGAAACAUGUGGCAGAAGGUACCAUGUGUUUGAUAACAUUGAUGAAGGAAACCAAAAGCAGGUCAGCGAGCUGAAAACCAAGAUUGAGGAAAUGUUGAAAAUAAAUGGAGGCAGCUGCUACACAAACGAGAUGUUCCAGGAGGCCGAGGCUGCUAUAAAAAAGAAUGUAGAGAAAAUUCUGAAGGAAAAGGAAGAAGAGAUGCAGAAAGAAAGGGAGGAAUUAAAAAAAAAACAUGAGGAGGAAAUAGAAUCAAUGAAUCGAAAAAUGGAACAACAGAAAAAGGAAAUUGAAAAGGAGAGAAAACUGAGAACAAAUCAACUUGAAGAAAUGAAGGAAAAGAUCCACAAGCAGCGUAAGCAGAGAGAAAGAGAACAGGAGAGGAGAGAAGAUGAAGACAGGAAGCGAAAGCAAGAGGAAGAAGAUCAACAACUAAGCUGGAAACAAAAAGUUGAAGCUUUGGAGCAAAAAAUAAGAAAAGAUUCUGAAUCAAAGGAAAACAUUGACAAGAAGACGGAGGAGAUGAGAAAAGAGCAGGAGAACAAGGAGAAAAUGCAAAAUGAAUAUUGGGAAAGACGACAUCAAGAAAAUGAACAGAUAAAACUGGAGCAGCAGACCGAACUGAAAAGGCUUCAAGAACAAUAUGAAAAGGAAAGAGAAGAUUAUGAAGAGAAAAGAAAGGAAGAAGAUCGUAUCAGAACGGAGCAAGAGGCCAAAAAGCAAAGAGAGUGUGAGGAGAAGUUCAAGACAGAACUGGAGAACUUACAGAAGAAGUAUGAAGAGGAGGCCCGAAAAAAAGCUGAAGAGUUCGAUGAAUUCAGAGAGAAGAAGGAAAAAGACUUUUCAGCUUUAGUAGACAAACACAUUGCAGAAGUGCAGGAGAAGCAAGAAGAAUACAACAGUUUAAAGAAUCUCACGAGGUACAAAGAAACAUCUCUAAAGCAAAGUAUGGAUGAGCUGCAGAACGAACAUAAAACAGAAAUGGCGGAUUUGAUUCUGAUGCUGCUGACCAAAAAGAAAGAAAACCGGAGGAAACUGAAGUCAAUGCAGGAAACACAGAAAAAAGAAGAAGAUGAACUAAAAAAGCAGCUUCUGGCCAAACACAAAACUAGAGAGAAGGAACAAAUUGAUUCACUGAAGAAAAAACACAAUAAUGAAAUGACAGCCUUAAACAAGCAGCCUUCAACCCAAAAAGAACAUAGAAGAGCUAAACUGUCUCUUGAGCAUGAAUCACAAAUAAAUCAGAUGAAACAGGAGUUGCACACCAAACAGCAUCAACAUCAGAAGAAAGAAAUGGCAGAAUUACAUAAAAUACAUCAACAGAGAUUGGAUCAAUUCAAAAAUGAACUAUUGGAAAAAAACAAAAGAAAUGAGAAAGAGAAAAUGGAGGAACUGCAGAAGAAACACAACCAGGAAGUGGAGGAGUUGAAACGACAAGUUAAGACCCAAGACGAAGAUGGUGAUGAGGAUGAUGAUGAAACAGAGGAACUACAAAAAAGGCAUGAAAAAGAAAUGAACGAGUUAAAAGAGAAGCUUUUGAGCCCAGAGGAGGACUGGUCCUGCAGCAUUGCAUGAUUUGAUGGUUACAGAAUGUGAUGUAAAAGCAUCAGGAAACAGCAGCUCAUUGGUCCAGCUCACAGGUAGCAUGUUGCUACCUGAACGCCUUCACUCACCUGGAACCCUUUCAAAGUCAACUGAACUAUUCCUUUUUCCAGUCAGAUGAUGCAGAUGUUUGUAAGCUGACAUCUCCUAGUAACCCAAUAGAUAGAUUAGACUAAUAGAUGGACCUUCAUCCCCAGAGGGCAAUUUAAAUGUCAUAAAAGCCAGUUUUCUCUCUUCUGCUUUAGUGGGAACAUUCAGCUCGUUAUAACGUUGGACUGUUAUUGGCUUGCUUCUUAAGAAUAUAAACACCGUCAUGAGGGGCGACCUCAUGGCGGGUGGAGUAGAGGCGGUGCGCUGUGUACAGCAGGGCUGGUGGCUCCAUGUCCCACAUGGAAGAGUCUCAAGACACCCAACCCCCAACUGCUCCCUGUGAGCCUUACGGCAGACCACUGCUGCCACUGUGUGGGACGGGUUCCAUUAAAUGUGGACCAUGGCUUAAAAAUGCAAUGUAAGCGUAAUGUAGAAUAUUUGUUUUUUAAAGAAGUUAUUACAGUAUUUUUAUACAUGUUCAUUUAUCCAGAAGGUGUUGUCCAAAGUGGAUUCAUGCUUCCGACAUAGUUGGACAAUGAAGGCAGACGUUGUCUUCAGUAU